Messenger RNA from Purpureocillium lilacinum, 1089 nucleotides. RefSeq lists its product as uncharacterized. NCBI's taxonomy places the organism in Eukaryota, Fungi, Ascomycota, Sordariomycetes, Hypocreales, Ophiocordycipitaceae. The record is from RefSeq and is a predicted model, not a curated record.
AUGGACAGCGUCCCGAUUUCCGGCCUGGAGGAGCUGCAGGCUCAUCUCCAACAGCUGGUCGAUGAUCCUGCAGUCCCUUUCAACCUCAAGGCCAUGGAUGACGUCGAACUUCAGUUGACAGAGGACAAUAUUCCGCCGCUUCUCCCGACGCUGCUGCCGCCUCUCACCCAGAUCCUCAAGACCACAACGCAGGAUCCGACACCACUCCUCUCUCUGACCAUCAAGCUCCUCUCGCCGCUUUCAUUCACCCGCACUCUCACGAUAGCGGAUCCUCCGUCUCUUUUGACGGCCCUGCGUUCCCCACUGCCGGGCGCAAAUCUCCUGGCCCUGGCUAUCAUUCACAAGGCCGCAGGCGCCCCUUCGGAUGCCUCCAUUCUUAGCACACUGCCUGAGGUUGUCGAAGAGCUGGUCCGCUGUUGGCUGGAGAGCCUCGAUACAGGGGUUGGUGAGCGUGCUGCCAGGGUUCUCGGAGAUCUCCUGGAGACAGAUUGCGAAGUUAUCGGCGGCGAGGGUGUCAACGGCGUGGCCAAUGUCGACGGGGUGAACGGCACCGAGGUGGUGAAGCGUCGCCUGCCAGGACACGCGCGGCUAUGGAGUCUGAUCCUACAAACCCGGCCGAACCUUUCGCUCAUCCAGAGUCGUUGCACCCUCGAGGCGGAGGUUGACGAGCCCUCCCGUACUGCCCGCCAAGUUAGCAUCUCCCAAGGCCGGCUGCUUCGGCUCCUUCCACGCCUUGCCGCCCUCAACCUGCGAGUAAUUUCCAGUACACCCUUUGCCGACUUGUUUAUGCUGCCGGGAGUCGUUUCUGAGCAGGUCGGAUCUGGCCUGCUGCAAUGGGCGGCGCUCGGCAUGGUGGACAAGUCGGACUUCCUCAUGCACCUCACUCUCAAUGACUUUUUCGAGACGCUCGUGAGCGUCAUGCGGGUAUCUACCCGCUCCCCGGACAUUGAUAUAGCCAUCAAAGCCCUUGUGAAGACGGCAGUACGAAACGACAUGGAGCUUGGAGCGGCACUCGAGACGCUCCCCGACCGGACUGUGGAAGAGGAGGCCGAGGCGCUGAGGAGGUACAUAUCAGGGCUACUUGAUUGA